CAUCCAAGGGUGUGGAAAGAGACAAUUGAACAAGUGUCACCCGAGCAUAGCAUAGACUGUGAAUGACACCUCAGGUGGUUGACUACUUUACAUUAGUUUGGGGAACUGCUGGCACCUCCUGCCGAAAGAGCACGGCCAAUCAUGCUCUCUGGACUCCCUAUUGAGAUGCUGAAAAUGUUACCACCAGACAGAAGACACCGGUGUGAAAUGUUAUACAGACAACAGCCCCAACUUCUGAUCUUUCUCACUGCGUUAACACAGCUGGAGCUUGUAUUGAGCUGUACAGGCUUUGUCAUAGCCAAAUUGUGGAUUCUACUGAUGCAGGGCAAGGCUCACCUCCCUGGCAAUCCUUAAUUAGUUUACCUUGCAAACCACCAUUGUGAUCUCCACAGGUGUAAUACUCGAUCCUCAAACCCUGAGAAGCUUAAAAGCUGUUUAUUUUUAAUGACCCAGGCACACAUCCCACAUCCCUUCAUGUGCAAUUAAAAUAUUGCAAAUAUAAGCAUUGAUUACAAGCUUCAAUAAGUCUUGAUUAGGAUGCAGUAUUACUAAAACUGUAGACUGACACAUAGUGGAGUUAAUGUGAUACUGCUCCUUGCUGAUACUGAGCAAAAUAAAGAGAAGUUUAGAAUAACAGAACUGUGACACAUCCUUGGUUUUGUCAAAUAUCCACCUUAUGUAUGCAAAUCCCAUGAACAAUUGUAAUUCUGUAGUAAUAUCUGAGAAAAUGAAUUGUGUGCAAUUUUUAUAUUAACUUCACACUGCAUAUGUCUUAUCUGAUCUUAGAGGGUAGGUUUUGGUCAAAUUGCUAAUGUUUGGGUACAGUAUUCCCAUUUCUUACAUCACAUAUGUUUCAGGUGGAAAAAUGGCAAGUUAUCAUUGAAGUUUGAUUGGAGAAUAAGGCAUAAACUUCACCAUUUGAGCCAACUAAUUAACAUCAGGAUGAAUGAGUCGUUCAGGCUGACUUUCCUCUUUGGUCUGAAUGCACAAGACUUCAUUAAUAUAUUUAGUGAGCGUCGCUCCAGAAUGUUCCAGUUCCUGUCUGAUUUAGAGAAAGCUGCAACUAAGCUGGACAAGAUGAAGAAGGGCUUCAACAUCUCUAAUGUUGCUGGAAGUUCACUUGGUAUUGCAGGGAGUAUUUGCUCAAUCAUAGGUUUAGCUCUCGCUCCCGUCAGUGCAGGUGUAUCUCUGGGACUUACACUCACAGGUGCUGGUCUUGGCGUCACCAGUGGCAUCACCGGCCUUGUUACAAGCAUCACUGAAACGGCAGUCAACAUUCAUCAAGGUCAAAAAGCAAACAACAUCUUCAUUAGGUUUAUGAAAGAUAUCGAUAAGCUUUUAGAUAUCAUGGGACAGGUUGGCGGCAGUGAGCCCCCAGCAGAAUUUACUUUUGGGGUUAAUCUAGUACAUGAAGGCCGGAAACUGGGUGUUCUUGGUAAAUCAGUAGCCCAAGAUAUUGUUGAGUUUGUAGAUGUAACAUCAGGAUUACAAACUAUCAAAAAUGAGGAAGCAAUUGCAAGGACAGCUAAGAUCGGACUGAAAAGGAUUAAAACAGCUCAGAACUUCCCUGCACACGCUGUAAAUCUCCCUGACGUUGGGCAGAUGGCUAAAGGAGGCCUUUCAAAGUCAGGCAGGGUGAGCUUCAUUACCGUAAAUGCCUUUUUCAUUGGUGUAGAUGUUUUUGUCCUUUAUAGAGACAUUCAAAACCUGUCUGAAGGAAGUAACAGUAAUGAAACUCAGCUCAUUCGCUCUAGAUCAGCUCUGUGGUGCUCAGAGGUGGAGGCAUGGGAGAAGAUCUUUAAACAUCUGUGUGAAGGAAUCUCAACAUUUGACAAGAACUUAAGAGUUCUACAGCAGCCUUUCCACAUGUAAUUAAUUAUUCUGAUGUCAUAUGGAGCAAAAGCCUAUAUUUUAAGCAACAUCUUUUUAAAUUCCGGUCUACCUUAAAUUGUGCGUAAUAAUGACUAGUUUAAAGAAAGAUAGAUAGAUACUUUAUCGGUCACAAAGGAAAUUUCCCAAAGGAUGGCAUUGAAACCACUGGAGAAAUCAAAGAAAAUGUUCCUCACAGCACUCUUUCCUUUGUCGAGGUGGGAGGUGGCAUGAUACAGCAGGUAUAGGGUGGCAUCAUCAACACCAACCUUCUUCCGGUUGGCAAACUGGAGUCCAUGACUGACUUGAGGUCUGAGGAGAAUAAGAAGUCACUUAAAGAUCUUAAUAAUAUGUGAAGUCAACGCCACUGUCCUGAAAUCAUUGAGCUCCUUAGGGCAGCUUUUCUUAGGAAUUGGGAUGAGUCAAGAUGUUUUUCAGAGGUCAGUGGUCCUCUAUAGCUGCAAACUCAUGUUGAAGUUGUGCUGAAGGAGCUUAGCUAAUUCUUUACCACAAGCUCUCAGCUUUCUUGGGCAGACCUUAUCCGGGCCAGCUGUCUUACUGGGGCGGAGCAUCCUCAGACCCUUUUUGCGCUGAUCAGCAGUAAUUGUGGGGGGACAGGGUCCAAGGUGCAUAAAGUGGGGGAUACAGACUGUGGUUCUGGAGGAGGGUAAGUAAGAAGUGGACAGGCAGUAAUAACAACAGGGGCAGGGCAAUCAUACCUGUUGAAGAACCGGUUAAACUCACUAUCCCUCACAACACUGGGAGGACAUGCAGCUCA
Messenger RNA from Clarias gariepinus (North African catfish), 2647 nucleotides. RefSeq names its product apolipoprotein L3-like. Gene Ontology annotation, cellular component: membrane; extracellular region. The record is from RefSeq and is a predicted model, not a curated record. Lineage: Eukaryota; Metazoa; Chordata; Actinopteri; Siluriformes; Clariidae. Gene Ontology annotation, molecular function: lipid binding. The transcript has 2 exons. Bases 943 to 1872 code for a protein of 309 amino acids. Gene Ontology annotation, biological process: lipid transport; lipoprotein metabolic process.